This is a messenger RNA of Podarcis lilfordi (Lilford's wall lizard), 10547 nucleotides long. Lineage: Eukaryota; Metazoa; Chordata; Lepidosauria; Squamata; Lacertidae. The record is from the annotation of a GenBank genome assembly.
CACAGGCUUUCGGAAUAGCCCUGCAGCUGUUGCUGGAACGUCAGUACCUGUGACGUUCUAUCUGCUCCAUUCCUAUUAUUGCUCCUCCAGCUGCUGCUGCCGCCGCUGCUGUUUUCGCUCACCCCCCCCCCCCGCGCCUCUCUUUAGCCUUCAUAUUCCUGCGAGAAACGUGACAGCCACCUCUUCGACCAUGCACGAGUCCUCGGCCACCAAUCCUGCUCUGUCAUGCCUCUAAAGUCCUACGCACCAAAUAUAUAAAGAGGAAUCGAAUCUGCGCAGGUGGAGUCUCUGGGAAAUCGCGCUUUACCCCUAGAUUGCUCAGAUGUCAGAUUAUUCUGUGGUCACGCACUGAAGAAUUAAACCGCUGGGAGAGAGAGAAAGAGAAGAGUGAGUUUAUAUAUAUAUAAAAGUGAGUUUAUAUAUAUUUAUAUAUCUAUUCCCCAUUACCCAUUGUGCAUGCAUGAUCAAACGCAAACUUUUUUUCCAGGGACAUUCACAGCUGCGUAGCUAAGGAAAUCUAACUCUCGUUUAACGACCUUUUAGGUUUUUCCAGUAGAAAAAAGAAAGUCUAGCAGCAAUAAAAGGGACUGGUUCUCCAAGCAGACAACCUUUGCAUUAUAUCGUGUGUUUUUUUGCUGUGUGUGCUGUAGAAUCCACAGGAAGGAGAAUCUGCUCCUUCCCCCGCGCGCUGCUGGUGCGCAGUUCCAUCUCAUAGCUGGAGCGGAAGGCGAUGGUUCUGCCAUUGGGCUGUUAAAUCCACGGCGCACUAGGGAGCUACUUUCAGAGAAUAAAAACAAGAGGGGAGUAGGUGACAACAUUUUGGAUUAGGCCAACUUCUUCCUGUGAAAUGACGUGCUAGCUGCACAGCGCUACGGAGGUGGCCAAGUGGAAGGUGGUCUAAUAAAAAGCUGGCACCGCUAUUUUGCACUUACUCCUGUCCUUCGCAGCAACAGGUGGUGGUGAACUCUGGAUUUCUUCCUAGCCAGUUCCUGCAGGCAUUUUAUUAUUUUCAGCUGCAAAUCACGGCUUUCUUUGCCCAGGAUUAUUGCUUCGGGUAUAUCCAGAAUCCAGUCCGAAAACGUCUUGACCUCCCCAAUCUUAAAAGCCCCCCCCCGCUCCACCGGGGUAUUUUUAAGGACAGUACUUGGAACGGGGGUUCUGAUUGCCAGGCGCACCUGCAUUCUACCUUUUAUUCCGGGCGGGGGAAUAAUGUCUGGGCCGGGGUGUCCCCCGUCACUCCGGCUUUCUUUAAACGCCGCCUGGGAAGCUGUUUCCCACUUUGUCCCGUGGUUUACAAAUAGCUUCAAAAACCAGAAGGCAUCGCUGCUUCACUAGCCUGGUGCAGCUGGAUCCUUCUCAGGUCCCCCGGGCGCUGUAAAAUACUGAGUACGCCGUGUUCAGAUGCCUGUGAUUCCCCCCCCCCCCCUUUUGGCAGUUUCUUUUGUUCCAUGAACAUCCACGGGAAUCUUGCCGCUUAAGGUGCACAGCGCAGCCACGCAGUGUCGCCUCCUACUCCUUUCUGGACUGCUCUCCUGACAAUUCAAUAGAGAGAAAACGCGGCGGCGGCGGAGGGGUGGGGGUGCCCUCUGUAGAGCAAGUGCUUUGACAACUGAACGCAGUUAAAACAAAGCCAGAUACCAGGAUCUCUAGAAACCCACAGAGCUGUUUUCAAAAUGGUUUUUUUGAAAAAGGAACCACCCUUUCUCAGAGACCCCAGGCUGGCUAUUUAUUAGUGCGAAACGUCCCCGGCUCGGCAAUGGAUUCCAUCCCUGGGUGAAAAUGUAACCUUCCCCUCCCUCUCGGCCUCCCUCCCGUUUCAGCUCGACACAAUCGCAAAGCACAGACUCAGCAGGGAGAGCCAGAGAAUGUUCCACAUGCAGGCUGACAUAACUCCCACCCCCUGUUCCUGAUCGAACGCCCGCGGGUCCCUAGUUGACUUGAUUUUUAAAAAAAUAAAAAUUGCAGCCCUUUCGCCGACAGAGCCGCCCCCGCCAAACCCUCAGUGUGCCACUUUUUUUUUUUGCCAGCUCCCUCCAGGAUGUUCCAGCAGGAUCCAGAUCCUUCCAACUUUCACCUUUCUUCCCUUUCCAGAAAGGAGAGGAUUUGUUUGGCACGGGGGAGGAGGAAGCGGCUCUAGAAAAGCGGCUGGGGAAAGCAUAGGGACCAGCUGUUUAUGCAAAUAUGAAGGGGCGUGUCUGGAAAGGCCUGGGCGAAGGUGGGGGUUAGGGAGGGAAGGAGUAGAAGUGUCCCUAUGCAGAUGAGAGGGGCGUGGGCAAGCGGAGGGUGGCUCGGAUCCCCGGAAGAGCGAGAAAGCCCAUAUAAAAAACUACAGAGGACAUUCCCAAGCAGAACCAGCAAAAGCUCUAGAGGCGACCUAAGGCUGCGCAGGGCGAGCGGGAGCAGCUCCGGGGAAAGCGUGAUCCCUGCUAGCUGGGCGGAAGAACCGGGCAGGAUUCCGGAGGAAAGCUUUGCGCCAGGCGGCUCCUCCAGUGGCGCAAGGGGUGCAGGUUGCCUGCCCUCGCCAUCCUUCGCUGCUAUCCGUCAGAAGGGCAGCUCGAUCACACGCGCGCGCGCCACACGGCAGGUGAUCAGGAGCAAGCCCCCAGGUGUGUAUACUGGCGGAUAGAUCAGGAGCGGGACGGUGAAAACACACUUAAAACUGCAUCCUGUUCCUCCGAAACGCUGAGUCCACUCCGGGAGUCGUGGCUUCACUUGAAAGCGCCGCUUAGCUCAGCCAAAGCCGCUUUCCGGGAAGGGAAGGGGGAGCAGGGAGCGCCGGAGAGCUGCUGAGAUCCUCCGACCACUUCAGACCUGUCAAGAGGAAGGGGCUUGAAGAUCCAGGGCCAUAGCUACGGGGGGGGGGGGGGACUAGCCGGGUUUUUUUGCCUCGGGUGAAGCCUCUAGAGGGGCGCCACUGAGACUCCCAGCGUAUGUGUGCGUAAAUACGCGCGCGGGGUGUGUGUGCCAAACUGGGUGAAAUAAAGCUUACUUUCGCCCCUGUGAGGAUCGCAGUCUUCGUCAUAAGCUAUAAAUUCCUGAUUUUUUGCUUGCCUUUUUUUUAACCCCCUCCCCCGUCCCGCUAGGAGUGGAAGAAGAAGAAACUCCAGCAAAGGAGGCCUCUCUUUCUCUCCAUCUAUUUGAUCCGCUCCAACUUGCAAACGGCGCUGGACCAUGGCAGAUGAGGAAAAUAUUCUCAGUAGCAGCACUAGCAGCAGCUCCGACGGCGCCGACGGCGACUGCCCUCGGCAGGCUAUUGCCGAGCCGUGCCUGGGUUGUAGCGAGAGCAGCCGCUGCAACGUGCUCAGCUGGGAGCAAGUGCAGCGCCUGGACCGCAUCCUGAGCGAGACCAUCCCGAUCCACGGCCGGGGCAACUUCCCCACGCUGGAGAUGCAGCCGCGCCAGAUCGUGAAGGUGGUGCGCAGCCGCCUGGAGGAGCAGCGCAUCGGCGUGCGCGAUGUGCGCCUCAACGGCUCGGCGGCCAGCCACGUCCUGCACCAGGACAGCGGCCUGGGCUACAAGGACUUGGACCUCAUCUUCUGCGCCGACCUGAAGGGAGAAGCCGAGUUCCAGACGGUGAAAGACGUCGUCUUGGACUGCCUGUUGGAUUUCUUGCCGGAAGGAGUUAACAAGGAGAAGAUCACCCCGCUCACCCUCAAGGUAAAUGGAAGGCGCUCGCAGUCCCCGGCCGGCUGGGAGAACCUCUUUUCUCGCUUCGCUUCUGCCUCUCCAAAAUGGGCCGGCACAGAGCAGCGCAGGCGGACAGAAUGGAGAAGGCGCAGCUUCUAGGACAAGCUAGCCCUUAUUUUAGAUUGCAGUGCAGCUGAAUAAAAAUAUUUUUAAAAAGUAAUUUUUUAAGGGGGCAGAAUACACACACUCCAUUGCUAAAAAAUCAACAACCCCAGGAUUAUUCAUGUAUAGGUCCUCCCCUUAAAGCUUUUUGAAAUACUAACUUGGCAUGGUUCCUUAGAGUGAUUCCUAAGUCUCUGUAUGUGUGUACAUGUGUAUGUACAAUAUUUAUAGGCAGUUAUCAAUGAAUUCUUAUUUUCUAUGUAAAUGCACCCUGAGCCAAACCGAAGUACUUGGAUUUAUGCUAACGUAGCUCCAUUAAUUUCUCAUCAGGCUAAGCCGUUUUAAAUACAGUUACUUUCUUUUAAUUGGUUUGUAGCUAGGACCGCUAGAUGGGCACGGUGCUCCUCUGUCUCCUUGCCCUGCAUAGGCUGGAAUGCAAAGGCUGGAUUUGCUGUCAAAAUACUCUAAUAAUGCUGCUCUGCAGCCUGUCUUAAGUAUGUGAAGAGCCCAGCUCUUUCUUCCAAAAAAAUGUGCUUCGCUUCACUGCUUUGUUCUUAAACACCUUUGCAAUGCUGAUUAAGUGGCUUAAUUAGCUACGGGGAAACUGGAUUGCCUUGAAUCAAGUAACUGUUUUAACCGAUGGUGCAGUAAGGGCGUUUUAGAUGGUUUAAAGGACCCUAAUCCCGUUCCCCUUCUUCAGAUGGCAGUGUGGAAUGAGCCAGCCCUGCUAAGUUUGGGGGCUGCCCUGCUCAUUGUGUUGACAUCCUCCCCAAGGCCCUGCCUUGGUGGCCCCACAAAUGUUAUUCUAGAUCACAGCAGGGGAAGAAAGGGUUGAUUUCCCUCUCUAUACCUGCUCUGGUUUUGUCUUGCCUUGUUUUGGGGGUGGGCAAGAGAUUAUGAAGGUUGAGAUAAUGUUGAAAGUUCCCAGAAUAUUGGUGCAAGUUUAUUUUUAAGGGAAAGCUACUAGGGAUUUUAUAAGAUACAAUCUGAUUAUUAUUCUCCUUUGCAUGUAUGCUACAUUUUAACCGUCUGAAAGAGUCCUGUCCCCUUCACUAUAUCUCUGUGUGUGCAUGUUUGUUUAGCGUGCAUCAAUUCAAUCUCUUUGGAGGAAAAGCCUUAAUAAAAUCCUACAGAAUAUGUCCUUUGUGCAGGACCAUGCUACAAGCACUCCCUCGCCCUUUGGUCCUAUGCAACUGCAGGUCUGCAAAACCGCAUGCUAAAUCUGUCCACAGUGUCUCUUUCUUACGCCUGGGCUCUGUAAAUUUGCUCUGCUGCAAGCUAGGGCAGGGUGGAGCUGGGAUCAAAUGCAAAUGCAGACUCUAAAGAGGAGGUGCUUUUAUUGGUUUUCUGAUCUGCUCCUCCCUCCUCUCUCUCUCCCCCCAACCCCGUGUGUUUCAAAUUGUAGGAAGCCUAUGUGCAGAAAAUGGUGAAAGUGUGCAAUGAUUCAGAUCGGUGGAGUCUCAUCUCCUUGUCCAACAACAGUGGGAAAAACGUGGAGCUGAAAUUUGUGGACUCCCUGAGAAGGCAGUUUGAGUUCAGCGUAGAUUCCUUUCAGAUCAAGCUAGACUCUCUCCUCCUUUUUUACGAAUGCUCAGAGAACCCGAUGACUGAAACUUUUCACCCAACUAUAAUCGGGGAGAGUGUCUAUGGGGAUUUCCAAGAAGCUUUUGAUCACCUUUGCAACAAGGUCAUUGCUACCAGAAACCCAGAAGAGAUCAGGGGAGGUGGUCUCCUGAAGUACUGCAACCUCCUCGUAAGGGGCUUCAGGGCAGCCUCGGAAUCCGAGAUCAAGUCUCUCCAGAGAUACAUGUGCUCCAGGUUUUUCAUUGACUUCUCGGACAUUGGGGAGCAGCAGCGGAAGUUGGAGUCGUACUUGCAGAACCACUUUGUGGGCUUGGAGGACCGCAAGUAUGACUAUCUCAUGACCCUUCACAGUGUGGUGAAUGAGAGCACCGUGUGCCUGAUGGGACAUGAGAGGAGACAGACUCUCAACCUUAUCACCAUGCUGGCCAUCCGUGUGCUAGCUGACCAGAAUAUCAUCCCCAAUGUGGCCAACGUCACGUGCUACUACCAGCCAGCUCCGUAUGUAGCAGAUGCUAACUUUAGCAAUUAUUAUAUUGCCCAGGUUCAGCCAAUGUUCCCGUGUCAGCAGCACACGUACUCGACUUGGUUGCCCUGUAAUUAGCAGAUUUAAUAGGCUUGGUGGAGAGUUUGUUUUCUGUCAAGCAAAUAAAGGGGGGGAAGGCAGAACUCCCCCCUCGUCUCCUUUUUUUCAAAACAAACAAUGGGGUGUUUUUUGUGUGUGAUGGUGGUCUGCUCUGGCUUUUCAGCUUGAGGGAGGCUGUCGGUUCUUCAGUCUAAUGAAACAGAGAGUGAUUUAGAAAAAGAACCGAAAGACAAAAAACCUCAUUGGAUUCUCUACCCCAAAGCACAGAGGCCUGUCAUGAAAAGCAAAUAGGCCCCCUUGAAGGAAACCAGGGAGGAGGAAUGCUUGAUGACAAUAUGGGUUGGUGACGCCUGCUCCCAUAGCUAUGGCAGAGUGAAAGUUGGGAAGCCUUUAUUUUUUAAAUGAAUCUGCAAAAAAACAAAACAAAACAAAAGACAGGGGAGGAAAUACGAGUGGGGAAGGGAAAGGAAAUAUGCGUUCAGGAAUUUUAAGUUAGAUUCAUAACACAGAGAUAUGUUGGAAUAAGAGAUAUUUUAGAAUUACUGCCUUUGGGGCAUGUAUUAAGUGCUGUCAGUGGAAUGAACCCAUAGAAUGUAUAGCUUGCUUGAAUAGAAAGCUUUAAGAGAACCAGCUUGCUCCAAAAUGGGGAAAAAAGAAAAAAAAGCAGUUGUAGGUGGGUACAGUUAUUAUUUUUUUAAAGAGAGAAACGGGGGGGGGGGAGAUUAUGACAAAUUUCAUUAUUUCCAGCUGUGUGUGUGCUUCACAUUUUGUAAAAAAAAAAAUGUGGAAAAGCCAGAAAACCAGCUGUAGCAAGCAUCAUAUGCUUCAGGACCAAAGAUUUCUCAGUUAAGUUAUCCAAGCAAGUAGAAAGCAGAGUAGACUAUUAAAAAAAAGAAAAAAAGAGGAAAGAUAAGAUAUUACUAUAUUUGUACAUGCUAAUGUUAAACAAAAGUGCCUGAUACCUUUAGAAAAUUUGAAGUGAGAAAAAUAUAGUUUUGUGGUUUAAACUUGCAUUUUGUUUUUAUCAGGGACACAAGAAACAAACAAACAAACAAAAAAGCUUGUGAAUAAAUGGUGGAGGAAAUGCCUAUUUUUUUCGCUGGCAAAUACUUAUAUAAAGUUUCUAUUGUUGGCGUGAUGUUAUCAUAGGUACAUGUGUGUAUGUGUGUAUAUUGUUGUGUGUGUGUGCGUGUGUGCGCGCGUGUGUAUGUAUGUAUACAUGCAUACACACAUAUUUUCAAUAUGGUUUGGGAAAAUGUAGCAAUUUUAAGGAAUGUUUUAAAUAAAAUACAGUGUGUUUUCCAGUCUGCAACAGGAUAUCAUAAUGCUGUGGGCACUUUGCAGAGAGUUAUCCUGCACCAGAAAAUCUGAAUAAACAAACUAUUCAUAAGCAAGAUGGGAUUCAAAGGAUGCAUUUGGUUGCAAGAACAUAAACAAAUCCAUUGGGUUACUUGUGAGCCAUACUAGUUUCAAACAUUUCACCCACUGAUCCUUUUGUCCCCUGUUUUGUACUGUAAUAUGGUUUUGACAGUUAAUUCACUAGUACCAUGAUUGCAUGCCUCUCUGAUGUACAGAUAACCAUCGGAAUGUGGCUCAAAUGGAUAGCUCCCUUGACAGCUAAAGAAUAUUGUAUUUGAAUAAUAAUUAUUGACAUUUAAAAAGAGCAAGCAGAAUGCACUGUGCAUUCCAGGACCACUAAAAGUUAGUAAAUGUGAAAUUGAACCAUUAUGAAGACUGUUGCAUGGAUUUUGGAAGUCUAUAUUUUAUAUUACACACACACAUUUUUAUGCAAGUAUUAAACAACUUUGGUUGUCACACUGCGUUUUCCAGUUUAGUACUGUACCUUAUUUAAAAUGAUUAAUCUUUUGCAUUGGGACAAAUAAUUUAAUUUCCUUUCUCUCAAGAGACUUAGGGGAAUGCUGGGAAAUCAUUUUACUGGGAGGGUUUUUAUACCCUCACCACUGUAGUGAUGAUUAUACAAAAGAAUUUAACCAUUUCUUCUUUUUUCAUCCAGCCACUUUUUUUUUUAAAUUAAAGCAAACAAAAUCUAACUUAACACCUCAGUCACAAUCAAACACAGCGUUAAGUGCUCUUACGUCCGGAAACGUAAAAAUCUUUGGGUUCCAGUGCUCCAAAUCUGUGUUGGAUUGCGGCCUACACAUUGUUUUAUUAAUGCUAAGAAAGGAAGCCAAGGUUACAGUUUGGGAGAGGAAACUGAACUAAGCCACCCACCACUGCGGAAUCAAAGGGAGAGAAAUACACGCUGCACAGGGAAAUGUUCAAGCAACAUAAAAUAUUUAAAGGGGAGGGAUUAGUAAACUGCUAACCAGGCAAUUUAGCAUCCCAUUGUCCUAACAAAGCUACUGGCAAUACAUUUGUCCCUUCCCCCAUUAUCCAUUACUGAAGCUUUUCUAUUCUUAACCAUCCCUUUGUGUCUGAAGGUCAGUUUAACAGGACCCCAGCUUGUUUACUCAAGUCUCUUCCUUGUGAAUUCUGCAGGAAAUGUAAAAUUAAUUUCCAUCUUGGCAGUCGGUCCCCCAGUCGUCACUUUUUGCUUGUCUGUUCACUACCCACAGCCUGCUUAGAAAAUCACAAACCUCACCCUCAUAACAAAUACACAUCUAGUCAGUGCUCAGUUACGAAAAUGAAAUGUCCUCUUUCCAUUGGCCCAGCGAAUCAGCAGGGAGAUGUGCUUUGUCAAAAUCAGAGUCUAGUCAGAGGGGAUUUCUGAGGGAAGCUGAGCAGAAAGAAGGCUGGAGCAAGAGGAUCAGCUGGUAAUGUGGUAUGUCCUUUCCUACCACAGCUAUUUUGCUGCAAAUAAAUGAGUCAUCCACUAUUGAAAAGGGUUUGGGGUAUCUGGCAGUACUUCAGCCACAAAAUGCUGAUAAUACAGUAUAGACAUUUUUUCCCCUUUGGAGCAGCCUUUUCCCUCUUUUAAGAAAACCAAACACGGCUAUUGUUAGUCUGAGGAUUACAGGGUCACUGUCUCUCUUCUCCUCCCCCUUCAGGUAGAUGCAUCUCAUGGCAAGCAGCAAAUGGUUGCCUUGCAUAUCACAUGCCCCACAAGCUCUGUUCACUAGGUGAAAUAGCUCUCUCUCUCUUUUUCUCUCUCUGCUUUAAGGAGCCAGCAGUCUUCAGCCACUAACAGGGCUUUGUUGCAUCUGGCUGGCAGUGGAGGUUGUUUUUAAACCGUCUGGUGAUAGUGAUGAGAAGAUGCUUUGACUCUAGGUCAAAACUAAAAUAACAGCGUAUUUUCAGAACGUGUUGGCUUCUGUGAUUUGCAGACCUAGUCCUUCAUAUGGCCAAACAGCAUCCAGCAUCCCCCCCCCCCCCCGAUCCUUCUCCAAUUUUAUUAAACUAGCACAUUCAUAAGAAGAAAACGUUUGUUACUCUUAGGAUCUGGUCCUUCUAUUCAUUCAGCAAAAGCUUCAAAUGCAUUUUAAAGAAACUAGGUUUUAAGCAACUAGCUUAAGAUGUUGUCUUAAUUACAGUCCUAUGGUUUGUGUUACUGUUGGGUUAAAUGUGAAUCAAAGAGGAACUAAACCUCUUCUGAUGUGUCAUUGGGAGAUGAGGAAGGCAAAGACAUCAGAUUCUUUUUGAAGAACUAGUAGAAUCCGCAGUUUGUUAUCGUUCGUUAUUGUGAAACUUCAGUUGUCCGUGUCUGCUAUGUGGACCUCAGGUGAUUGCAUAUCACUUUUAUACUUAUGUAAAUAUCACAUUCAUUUAUCCAAACAUUUCAUUCUCAGUCCUGGGUCAUUCAGUUCAGAUAAAUGGAAUCAUACUGUGUAUAUAUAAUCCACAAUAUGCAAAAACAAAACAAGAAAAAAAUGGGGAGGGGGGAAUAAAAUGGAAGCAGGAUUCAUAUUUUCAUAACUCUUUUUAUUUAAAUGCUUUAAGACUUGUUUGCUGCUAUGUAUUGCACAAAGUUUCAUGCACAGCUUAUAAAUGCCUGUUGUAAGUGCUUUAUAUGUGAGUUGUAUUAUAUUGAAGACUCAUCCAUUCUGAGAAAGCUUUAAAUAGUUUGUGGAAAGAAAAACGUGUAAAGAAAAAUGAAAAUGAGAUGGAGAGAAAUAUAUCUAUCUAAUGACAUAUUAAGCACUUUUUGUUUUUGUUUUUCUUGGUUUUUUUGUGUGUGUAUUGCUUUCUGAUUUCCACUGCGAUGACAAAAAUCCAAAAUCCAUGUACAGGUGUUGUUGUUUUUUUGGGUUUGCUUUCUUAGCAAGCCGUGAUUAUACCUAGUUAAACAUCAGAAAGGUCUGCAGACUUCAGGACUGGUUGAACGUGGAACCACAAACUCUUGCAGUCUGUGGGAAGUCAAGUGAUGCUGAAUUUGUUCUCCUGUGGCAUUCCGCACAACUUUAGUCUUCAGCGAGACAUUCUGCUGCAUCAAACCGCUCCCCUUGGACUGUUCCUUUAGGAACUUUUUGACUCUGGGUUCUGUUGGAGGCUGAAACAAAAAGUGGAUGGGAAACAGACACUUCUAACCAAGUAAAGCAUUUGCUCCAGUGCUAGCGGGAACAGAUUGUGAAUUUUGUUUACAGCAUCCAAUAUUUGGAUUUUUUUGUAAAUAAAAAUGAUGUUAUUUUUUCUA